UCGCUGACCGGGGUGGAUCACAGAUCAGACACACAGGGCCAUGGAGCAACAGCAGCAGCACCAGCAGCAGCAGCAACAUCAGGAUGCCGACUCCCCCGUGUAUGCCAACUACGAGGAUAUGCGCAACUCGGGACCGAGCAGCUCUACCGCCUACAUGAUCAACAUGGGUCCUGGAGCACCACCGCAGGUGGGCCUGAACGACCACUCGCCACCGCGGAAGCGUUCCGCUGUGACGCAACAGUAUCGCGGCUUCAAAACAUCGGAGAAUGAACCGAGGGGCUGCAUGGAAUGGGUGGUGACGAUUCUCUCGGUUCUUGUCUUCAUUAUCACGUCCCCCAUUUCGAUAUUCAUCUGUUUCAAGGUUGUGGCGGAGUACCAGCGCGCCAUUAUCUUCCGCCUGGGUCGCCUCAGUGGCGGCGCCCGGGGUCCGGGCAUGUUCUUCAUCCUGCCGUGCAUCGACGAGUACCGCAGGGUGGACCUGAGAACCGUGACCUUCAAUGUGCCCCAGCAGGAGAUGCUGACAAAGGACUCGGUGACGGUCACGGUGGAUGCAGUCGUCUACUAUCGCAUCAGCGAUCCCCUCUAUGCGGUAAUCCAAGUCGAGGAUUAUAGCACCUCCACUCGCCUGCUGGCCGCCACCACGCUGCGCAACAUCGUGGGCACUCGAAAUCUCUCCGAGCUGCUCACUGAGCGUGAAAUCCUCGCCCACACCAUGCAGUCCACACUGGACGAGGCCACCGAGCCAUGGGGCGUUAUGGUGGAGCGUGUGGAGAUCAAGGACGUCUCUCUGCCCGUGUCCAUGCAGCGUGCUAUGGCCGCCGAGGCGGAGGCGGCCCGCGAUGCCCGCGCCAAGGUUAUUGCCGCUGAGGGUGAGAAGAAGUCGGCACAGGCUCUCAAGGAAGCAUCCGAUGUCAUCUCCUCCAGCCCGUCAGCCCUACAGCUGCGCUAUCUGCAAACGCUGAGCAGCAUCUCUGCCGAGAAGAACUCCACGAUUGUGUUCCCUCUGCCAAUGGAACUGCUCACGCCAUAUCUGGCCAAGUACGCCAACAUGAUGCCGCAGGUGCCACAAGUGCCGCCACAGUCGAAGGAUAAAACCGCUGAUGGCACGCUGAUCGACGCGCUGGCCGCCUGGCCGAAGACCCAAUUGUAAAGCCGUUUAAUCCUCGUAUAACCAUGCAUUUCGUUAUCCUUAAUCUUUGGUGUUUACAACAAAUAAACAUUCUCCUGUGCCACGGCAAGGGCCCUGGCAGCCGCUUC
Messenger RNA from Drosophila persimilis, 1257 nucleotides. It is a transcript of the gene Mec2, whose product is annotated as band 7 protein AGAP004871. The coding region runs from base 41 to 1150 and encodes 369 amino acids. Gene Ontology annotation, cellular component: plasma membrane. Lineage: Eukaryota; Metazoa; Arthropoda; Insecta; Diptera; Drosophilidae. The transcript is spliced from 4 exons. The record is from RefSeq and is a predicted model, not a curated record.